Aspergillus nidulans FGSC A4 is the source of this 2673-nucleotide messenger RNA. RefSeq names its product protein palB. Gene Ontology annotation, biological process: proteolysis. The transcript has 4 exons. The record is from RefSeq and is a predicted model, not a curated record. Lineage: Eukaryota; Fungi; Ascomycota; Eurotiomycetes; Eurotiales; Aspergillaceae. Gene Ontology annotation, molecular function: calcium-dependent cysteine-type endopeptidase activity. Bases 130 to 2673 code for a protein of 847 amino acids.
GGCAAAUUGAGCACCUGGCUCUCUGAUAGGAGCAUCUUGUUCUGGAUGAACCGUUCUAGGGAGCAUAGCUCUGGUGAAGAGUAAAGACCCCAGUCAUUUAACAAACCGCUAUCCCGCUUUGGGAUCAGGAUGUCUAGAACCUCUAGCGCCCCCUCGCAGAAGUCUUUAAUAUCGCGAGCACUGAAAGCUGAGCGGGAUGUCAUUACGGCCUCGUCGCAAUCGCAGGCUUUGGACGCUGCCAUUGAUGCUGCGGAACAUUAUAUGAAAGCCCUAGCUUUGACAAGCUCUUCUAAAGACAGAAAUGUCUUGGACGCAAAGUGCAAAGAGUGGCUCACGAGAGCUGAAAAGAUUAAAGGGUCUGAAGAUUGGCGUUCUGUAGCACAGUCUCGACGGUCUAGGCUUCGUACUCCAGCGUCGACGCGAAAACUCACAACUCGUGAGGACAUCAUCCUUUUACAGGGCGCAAAGCUGAAUGGCUUCAUAUUUCCGCCAUGGAAAGCAGAACCCAGUCUCACUGAAUUCGAGACCGGAACCAACGGAGAUGUGUUAUUCACCGAUAAGCCGGAUCUUCACCUGUCUAACUUGCAGAGAGACAUAUUUGCUGGCUGGAAACGGCCGCACGAGCUGCUCUCGGGGCAAGUGGACGAUGCCGGGAUGCCGCUCAACCCCGUGAUGACUGUCUCCGGAAACACGGAUCUAGUGCAGGACGUGUUGACGGAUUGCUCCGUUGUUGCCAGUCUUUGUGCGACGACCUCCAGAUCGGAGCGUGGCCUUGACGAUACUCUACUUCCGAUUGUAUAUCCAUGCAUCCACAAUUCAAUGAAAUCUGACAUUUCGCCAUCUGGCAAGUACAUCUUUCGCUUCUACUUCAACGGGUGCUUCCGGAAGGUGGUCAUUGACGAUCGUUUACCGUCGUCAAAAACUUCGAGGUCUUUGUACAUGAUUGACCGAAAUCAUCGUAACUUUAUGUGGCCUGCUCUGGUAGAAAAGGCAUACUUAAAACUUCGCGGGGGUUACGAGUUUCCUGGAAGCAAUUCUGGGACAGAUCUAUGGGUGCUGACGGGCUGGAUCCCUGAACAAGUCUUUCUCCACAGUGAUGAAGUGACUGCUGACCAGAUCUGGUCGGAUCUCUUCAAAUCGUUUCAUAGCGGGGAUGUUCUCUUGACGAUAGGGACUGGGAAACUUACGGAGAGGGAGCAGAAAGAGCUGGGCCUUGUUAGUGAGCACGACUAUGCCAUACUUGAUAUGAAGGAGCUCAAAGGACGUCGUCAAUUCUUGAUUAAGAACCCCUGGGCUGGGACUGACGCUGUGUACCCUGCGCUUUUCGCUGAUCCUGGACCAUUCCCCAACUCGCCUUUUCUCUCCCCCGGCACGUUCUGGAUGGAUUGCGAGAUGGUUCUUCAAAAUUUUGAGAAUUUAUACCUAAACUGGAAUCCCGGAAUAUUCGCAUAUCAGGAGGACAUACAUUUCACGUGGGAUUUGUCCACCGGUAAGGGAAUGGCAGGGUGCUUUGUAAAGAAUCCGCAGUUUUCAGUUUAUACCGAACGUGGCGGGGUGGUUUGGUUAUUGCUAGGCAGGCAUCUCAGGACAAUCGAGUCUCGUGCCUCAGAGGAAGACGAGAGAUUCGGAUUCAUCAGCAUAUACGUGUUUAAGGGAGGAAAGAGGGUAGCACUCAGUGAUGGAGCGCUCCAUCGAGGCCCUUAUGUCGACUCACCGAACACUCUCAUGAAGCUCGAUGUUCCCCCAAGAAGUACUUAUACCGCCGUCGUGUCCGAAGAGUCUUUACCUCGAGUCAGUCAAAAUUUUACAAUAUCUGCCUUCUCCGAUUCGCCUGUGCGAAUAUCACAUGCCCCCAACAAAUACAUAUGUGUGACUAAGGUUCAAGGUUCCUGGACACCAACCACAGCCGGGGGCAAUGCAGAAUCGGCACGGUACUCACUGAAUCCGCAGUUUAGCAUAGUGCUUUCGGACCCCACGGACAUUUCAAUUGUCCUUGAACCAUCAGACCAGGAGCUUGCCACACAUGUCAAGCUGUUCUGGUCGGGUGGAAAGCGCAUAGCCAGGGUCCGCAGCCGCGAUAUCGUCGCAGAUAGUGGUGAUUAUCGCCGGGGUGGUUCCUUAGUAGAAAAGCAGGACCUGGACCCCGGGGAGUACACCAUUGUUGUCUCCACAUUUGCUCCUGACCAAUACGGAUCUUUCACACUCUGGGUUUCGACAAACAUUACUUGUGAAGUGACACAGCUUCCAUCAGAAGCUGCAGGGCGGCGAGCGGUGUUGUCCGAUAUUGGAGUCUUACUCCCCGGCCAGGAUAGGAUGCUUGCUCCCCUAACAACUCCCCGACUGACGCGAGUCAAGCUCAUUGCGAGGAGCCGAGAGUCCAGAAUCGGUAAUAGACCUGUUGGUCCCUCGCCCUUAUUGAUGACCGUUGAGCUUGGUCAGGGGCCGUACAAGGAGAUUCUAGCCACAUCAGAGGAUGGUGACCAUAGCGACUCGAUAUCUGGAGUCCGAGUGGAAGACUUCGAUCUUCAGCCUGGCCUGGAAGAGAGGGGCGGGGUGUGGAUUGUGCUUGAGAGAAUUGGAGGUCCUGGCGGUCAAGUGGAAGAUCAUUUCGAAGUGGAAGCUCUGGGAGAAGAGAGAGUGGAGAUUGGGGAAUGGAUAGUUGAAGAUGCAUAA